This is a messenger RNA of Pectinophora gossypiella (pink bollworm), 2649 nucleotides long. RefSeq names its product protein toll-like. The transcript has 10 exons. Gene Ontology annotation, molecular function: transmembrane signaling receptor activity; protein binding. The record is from RefSeq and is a predicted model, not a curated record. Gene Ontology annotation, cellular component: membrane. Bases 7 to 2544 code for a protein of 845 amino acids. Lineage: Eukaryota; Metazoa; Arthropoda; Insecta; Lepidoptera; Gelechiidae. Gene Ontology annotation, biological process: toll-like receptor signaling pathway; innate immune response.
ACCGCUAUGAUGACGGACGUAUUGCUAUUCACAAUAUUUGUUUUAUUGUGUUGUGUAAACAGCGCUAAAAAUGAAAGGUCCAGCGUAUUAUCUCAAGAUGGAAUAACUGGUAACUUUUCCGAUAAUUCAGGACUCGUAACUAUAACCCUGACGAAAUACUCAGCCACAGUUACUUGUACAUCAAAAGGCACAGAAUUGAAAAACAAAUAUCCAGAACUAAAACACAUGCCUACCGUAACCGUAGAAUCAGUUAACGUAUUAUUUUGUGAAGUUCCAACAAACCUAUCUUACGCCGAAAUUGUAACUUCAUUGAAUAUCAACGCAACAGCUGUGAAAAACCUCAAUCUUAAAUUUGGCGACAUUAAAUCAGCAGCACUAAUAAGAAAACAUUUCACUGGGUUGCAAAUAGAAGAACUGAGUGUCGUAAAUGAGAGGUCACGUUUGCUAUUAGAAUUAUCGGCAGAUGCAUUGACUCCUCUAACGAAAUUAAUAAACAUUCUGAUAGAUAGAGUAUCCAUAAGAGAAAUACCAGAAACAGUGAAACUUAACAAAAUUGUCUUGAGAAGAGGAAGAUCUUUAAGUAAACUCGGUCAAUGCUCAGAUGUACAGUCUUUAUCUUUGGAUGCUUGGGAACUAUUUGUUGGACCCGAUAAAUGGUGGAGUAGCUCUAACUGCACAAACAUCAGACAAUUAAAAGUGGAUGAUGUAAGUCUUUGGAUGAUAAUGAAACUGCUUCAAGUGACUUACGAAUCUUUAACAGAUUUAUCAAUACAUAAUUGUCAUAUAGUUCAGUUGAUGUCGCCGUUCACACCACCAUUAAGGAAAUUGGAAAAACUUGAUUUGUCUCAUAAUGGCAUUGGUGCUAAUUCUUUAUUUCACAUGAGCUACAUUGAGGACUUUGUGAACAACAAAUAUUAUAAUGUGCUAUCAGCGUUCGGUAUGCCAAACCUGUAUGAACUGUCGCUUGCGCACAAUAAUAUUGGUAGAUUUUGUGACAAUACGAAAUUCUAUAUCAGUGACAUAAGAAAUUUAAGAACGUUUUCUCUUGCUGGUACUGGCUUGGAGGAUCUUUGUUUCGACAACGUACCAAUGCCUUUAUUAGAAUACUUAAACCUCACGCACAACAACAUUACUCAAGUUAAGACAUUUCAACUACCAGCCUCUAAUGCUGAGCGUGUUGUAAUAGAUUUAAAGGAUAAUCCAAUUGAAGAGAUAAUAUUUUCUGAGGAAGCCAUCGUAAAUGAAGACUUAUACGAAGCAAAGAUUUAUUUUAAUAUCAAUUAUAACCUGUGGAUCAAAACAACUAUAUUAAUGAACAAUAAAUUAGAUUGCGAUUGCAAACACGGUUGGUUGGCACAAGCGCUUCGAAUGCAUUUGAUUUCAGUAGAAGACGCAAAAUGCUCUGACGGAAGAUCCCUUGUAGAAGUACCACCAGAGCAACUAGAAUGUCAGAAAGAAGAAGCAGAUGAAUGCACUUUCAGAAAACAAUGGGGGAGUACCGGUAUUGUUGCAAAUUGUAGCGGUAGAAAUCUAAAAACGCUACCACGUCGAGUGAACCUGGAACGACUAUACGCGUCCCAAAAUAACAUCAAAACGAUCAGCCAAAAAGAUUUGCCAAAUACGCUUCAGUUUUUAGAUCUAAGAAAGAAUCGCAUAGCCCGCCUGGACGAGAAAGUGUCAAGAAUAAUGUUCGAAACAGAUCGAACGAUUCUUCUUGAUGACAAUGAAAUACCCUGUGAUUGCGAUAACAAUUUUUUUAUCCAACAGUUGCAAGCACAUCACUCACAGGUGGCAGACUACUACAAUUUGACAUGUUCUAAUAUAAACAAGACGAUAGCAGUUGUAGUGCCAAAUGAUCUUUGUCCUAUGAACAUGCUUCCAAUUAUCCUCUCAGUCAGCACAAUAGUAGCACUUGCGAUGCUUUGUAUAAUUUUAUGUCGUGUAUACGGACGAGAUGUUAAGAUAUUCCUGUUCGCUCACGGAUGGUGUUUGUACUUCGUGAGUGAGGAAGAUGUCGACUCUGAUCGCUGUUACGACGCAUUUAUCUCCUUCAGUCACCACGAUCAUGAAUUCAUCGUUGACAAACUUCUAACAGUCUUGGAGCCGAAGUACAAGAUCUGCAUCCAUUUCCGCGAUUGGAUUGUUGGCGAGUGGAUACCAACUCAGGUGCAGAAAUCGGUUGAGCUCUCGAAAAGAACAAUCAUCGUGUUGUCAAAGAAUUAUUUGGACUCGAUGUGGGGGAUGUUUGAGUUCCGGAUUUCUUACACGAGUGCCUUAAAAGAGGGUCGUUCGAGGAUCAUUAUUAUUGUCAUCGAUGACGUCCUCCAUUCAGCAGUGGAAAUGGAUCCGGAUUUGCGUCAUUUUGUCAUGAAUAAUACGUAUUUGGCGUGGGAUGAUCCCUGGUUUUGGCAAAAGCUGCGGUAUAGUCUGCCUCAUAACGCCCUGGGCAAGGAUGGCACAGUGAUCCUCCAACUCGAGGAAACUAUAACAUGGCGGGACAGCAGUGUAUCAUGUCCUGAAACUAUUGAAUCGACUGUUGAAUAAAACAUGUUUUGUGCUUGAAUGAGUUUUAGUGUAACAUCACUAUUUGGAAGGAUUUUGAGAGAAAUGUUUUCUUGUUUCAUAUUAUUAAAACGUGAUUUUUCUGUA